AUGCAAUGGCUGGAUCGCUCGCGGUGGACGACUAGCCCAUACUAUGCGCUGGUGAUCUUUGUGAUCGCUUGCGGGAGUAUCCCUAAAGGUUAUGAUGAGGGAGGAUACAGCGCGAGCGUCAAGCUCGAGUCAUUCAUGAUCGACUUUAACCUCGUCAAAUCGCAUUGGAAGAACGAUCCCACGGGGUUAACUAAUCGGUCUGCCAACAUUACAUCCUUCAACGUGUUAGGUGCUGCAUUCGGUGCGCUAGCUGGCUUGGAUCUCAAUGAUCGCCUGGGUCGUCUUAUCUCGUGGCGACUGGCCUGCAUCGUAUGGGCGAUUGGCACCUUUAUCCAAGUUUUCUCGUCGGGAAUCUAUGGCCUGCUGCUCUUUGCCCGUAUCUUUGCUGGGCUCGGUGCUGGCCUCCUGACGGUGACUUCGCCGCUAUAUCUAUCAGAGGUCGCACCUCGAGCGACGCGAGGUCUCGCGGUCGGCAUGUAUAUGGUGAUUCUGCUGGCCGUACUCGCCAUGGGCUUCUUUAUUAACUAUGGCGCCAAUCUCCACAUGGCCGCCACGCGUACCCAAUAUCGGCUAGUCCAGUCUAUCCCACUGAUCCCUGUCGGUAUCGCCUUUGGCCUGUCCUUCCUCUGUCCAGAGACUCCUCGGUAUCUGGCAUCCCAGCAGCGCCAUAAAGAAGGAAAAGAGGUACUUGCCCGCCUGCGUGGCAAAUCAAUUGAUGAUGAAAGCGUCGAGGCCGAGUUCGAGGAAAUUGACCGACAGGCGCGGGAAAGAGCAGACCUGAAAUCUGUCUCUCACUGGCAGGCGUUUAAAGAAUCCCAGUCGAAUUCUAACUACCGCCAGCGCUUCUGGUUGCUGAUGACAAUGCAAACCAUUGCUCAGUGGACCGGUGGCAAUGGUAUCACGUACUAUGUGACCAAUAUCUUCGAGUAUGCUGGUGUUACUGGCUCAAACCAGUCGCUCAUUUCAUCGGGCGCCUACGGAAUCGUCAAGCUCGUUUUUACCAUGGCGUUUACUUGGGGUCUGAUUGAUCUCUUUGGUCGCCGACGCUGCGCCCUGACUGGUCUUGCCCUGCAGCUGGCAGCACACAUUUACAUGGGCGUUUAUAUGGGCCUGCAGCCCGGCUCAGCAGACAACAAGUCUGCCUCGGAUGCAGCCAUUGCGUCCGUUUUUGUGUAUGCCGUCGGUUGGUCGGUCGGUCUCUGCACUAUUCCCUACCUAUACGGCACGGAGAUCUUCCCGACCCGGAUCCGCAAUGUGAGCUAUGCCAUCAGCAUGGGUCUUCACUGGUUCUUCCAGUUUGCCGUUGUGCGUGUUACCCCGAACAUGUUCGCUUCCCUUCAUGUGUGGGGCGCGUAUCUGUUCUGGGCGAUCAUUUGUACCUUGGGCCUGAUCAUUCUCGGCAUUUGGAUGCCAGAGACAGCCCAAGUCCCGAUUGAGCGUAUGGACGAGCUCUUUGCUGGACCGUGGUAUCUGCGCUGGCGCGCUCACCCCAAGUACGUUGAUGACUCGUCCGAGACGACCGAGGCAAUCACUUCUCACGACCAGGAUGGAAAGACAUUCAAGUCGAAUAUUUUCAAGUCCCGUUAA
Messenger RNA from Penicillium cataractarum, 1587 nucleotides. RefSeq lists its product as uncharacterized. Lineage: Eukaryota; Fungi; Ascomycota; Eurotiomycetes; Eurotiales; Aspergillaceae. Gene Ontology annotation, molecular function: carbohydrate:proton symporter activity. The transcript is spliced from 3 exons. Gene Ontology annotation, cellular component: membrane. The record is from RefSeq and is a predicted model, not a curated record. The coding region runs from base 1 to 1587 and encodes 528 amino acids. Gene Ontology annotation, biological process: transmembrane transport; carbohydrate transport.